AUGUUCGCAUCCCCAUGUCUAUUUGAGCAAUUACCAGCUUUCCAACAGCCACAACAACAGUUCAAUUUCCCUUGCUUUCAACCAGCUUUUGUACACUCAUCGAACGAAGUAAUUUUUUCAACUUCAAAAACUGAGCAUGGUUUGAUUGUAACAUUAUCUAAGCCAUUACAAAGGGAUAUUUUCAAAAAGGCCGUUGAAGAGAGGGUCAUUGAAUUACAACAAUCUACAAAGCCAAGUUAUAGGUUGGUUAGCGAUAUAUUUGGUAAUCAAUAUUAUAUUGAAGAUAAAUUCUCUACUCAAAAAAGCAUUCUUGAAGGCAUUGACUAUAAAAGUAUUGGCCGUAAAGUCGCUAAAGAAUCUUUUAGAGAUUAUGAGAUAGAGCUAAAUCACUCAGGCGAGGAACUAGUAUUUAAAAGCUCUGGCGACAAAUUAGUGAAGACUCUACAUUUCGAUAACAUUGUUGAUGACUUUUACAUUUAUAAUUGUAAUGUUGAAGAAAAUAAUGACGAUAUUGCCUUCUUGAAGAUUGGUAUUGUAUUCAAGAAACCUGAUGAAGAAGCUAUUGAGCAAAUGAGAAAACUGAGUGAAAUCAAAAGAAUCCAGAAAAAGAGAGAACAAGAAGUCCGUUUAACAGAAAUCAAAGAAAAGCUUUUGAAAGAGCAACAGUUGCGCCAAACACAAUUAGUGGAAGAUAAACAUCAAAGACUGCUAAAUGAACAACACCAAAAGCAGCUAAAAGAACAAUGCCAAAAGAGACUGGAAGAACAAGCUUAUGAAAGACAAUUGUUGGCUGAGCAAUAUGAACGUCAAAAGCAAUUGGAAGAACAGGAGCGUAAAGCGGCACUAUUAGCCGAGCAACAGCAACGUCAACAGCAAGAGCAAUUAAAAAAUCAAGCAUUAGAAGAUGAAAGAAGCCGUCUUAACAGACAACGUCUUUUACAAGAACAAAUAGAAUAUCAAAAACAAUUGGUUGAAGAAGACCGUCAAAGAAAAAUAAAACAACAACACCAAAUCAAAAAAAUUGAUAUCGAUUUUAAUGAUGAAACUGCAAUUCAAAGUGAUGAUGAUGACAAUAUAGGGGAAAAGCCUUCAGUUGGAAGAAGAAGGAGGUCUUCGCCAAUCUUGGAAGAUGUUCAAGAUGAAGAACAUGAAAGAUAUACCCUCUCUUUAAAUAAGCUACCUAAGGGAUCAUCUUUAAUUGAUGACGCCUAA
This is a messenger RNA of Kazachstania africana CBS 2517, 1212 nucleotides long. RefSeq names its product Btn2p (gene BTN2). The record is from RefSeq and is a predicted model, not a curated record. Bases 1 to 1212 code for a protein of 403 amino acids. Lineage: Eukaryota; Fungi; Ascomycota; Saccharomycetes; Saccharomycetales; Saccharomycetaceae. The transcript has a single exon.